Molecule: messenger RNA, 2204 nt
Organism: Ectocarpus sp. CCAP 1310/34
Lineage: Eukaryota; Phaeophyceae; Ectocarpales; Ectocarpaceae
Source: the annotation of a GenBank genome assembly
AUGUCGAUGAGAUCUGUCCUGGUGCCCCAUCUUCAACGGUUGGGGGGCAACGUCGCCGGGAGCGACGGCGGCAGCGGCUGCGACGGAUGCGGCGGCGGUGAGGGGGCAGCGAAGGUGCAUUCGCCGGCGGCUGCGGCGACGGUGGCCAGACCGGCAGCAGCGGUGGAGAUGACGGCAUCUACGGUUUCGAGAGGGGCGCGUCGUACCCUUUUGACCCGUAAGGAUUUUUUGCGCAGGAGGUGCGUGAGAAGAGAGACCACAACAGCGGUGGCAAGGAGCACCGGAGCAGCGGUGGCCGCAGCAGCAAAGCGGCGUCGGCGGAGAUGGCGCAGCCUGGGGGGGGAGCGUCAAAGCAUCCCUUUGACAGAGAGAAGCGGUCCCGGUGGAGGAGAGCAACCAGGGAGGCCGUGCUGGGAGUGGACCUCCCGUUCGAUCGAGGUAGAGAUGCAUGGGCACAUGCCGGGGGGUGAUGCUUCGCACCAAGCUUCAGCACCACCGGCAGCGGCGGCGGCCGGAGUGGAGGCGCCGGCACCGAGGGCGGCGGCGACAACGGCGUUCGCGGGGGCGGUCGAGCACACGAGCGGGGGGAGCGUCUUCCCCCGCUUGUCCGUUUUACCUCCCGCCCUCGCCCCCGCCCCCCCGUCGUCCGUGCCCCCCCUCGCACCGCAUCUUCAGCGUCAACGCGACCGCUACCAAGUAACACCGGCGCUGACCAGGGCGCAUGCGCGACAGGCGGUGGCCGGUGGAGCAGCCCGAGGAUUGCCGGGUACACUUGCGCUUUUUUCGAUGGAAGAGGAUAUCGUCGCUUCGCUCGACGCUCACCCUUUGCAGGAGGAGCCUCCGUUACCCAACGGGCCGGCGCACGACCUUGAGACUCCUGCUACCUCCGCCCGGGCUUACGCGGGGCCGCACAGCGCGAUUUGGGGAGCAGCCGAGAAGCGGGGGAUGGAUGGUCUGGUUAGGACGGGCAUGUUCGAGCCGGCGGGAGGGCUCUAGCAACGAGGAACGAACGUCAUCUCUGCCAAAUGGGUCUACACGUGGAAAGUCGAUGAAUUCGGUGAUGUAUUGCUUGUAGCUAGGGGUUUCGGUCAGCGUGAAGGUUUUGACUAUUUUGAGACUUUUUCCCCGUGCCCUACCCAUCCGAGUAGUCGCCUCUUUUUCUGCUAUCGCGUGUGAAAUGAGUUUGGACAUGUGCCACUUUGAUGCUGAUCAAGCGUUUGUGCAAUCGAAGCUAGAUGAGAUCGUGUACGUGCGUCUGCCGCAGGGUUGUGAAACCCUUUCGGGUUUGGCCGCGACUUGAACGCCUACGUUCCCAUCACCAACCUCGGGGCGUUGCGCUUGUAUGCGGGAGUUCGUUUUUCGCGCGAUUGGGAUGCUGGUACGCUUACAUUGUCGCAAGAAACUUGUUCUGUCAACUUGGUUGGUGUCACGCGCAACAAGGAGACCCCCAUGCCUGUUGGAGUGGAGCUUGGCGAUUUUUCUGCUGACGAACCUGAUGUUCUUGAGCCUUUUCGUUCGUUCCCAUGCGCCCAAGAGCUUACAAUGGCGGGCUGCGUUGCAGAUUGCGAUGUACACUAGAUUCACGAGUGCUCUUGGUAUUACAUUCAGCGGGGUUCAAGGGGGGGUAUCGAUUUGCGCUUGUGUGCUGACUCCGACUACGCCAGCAGGGCCACUGACCGGCGGUCGGUCUCUGGAGCAGUUGUGAUGUGCGGCGGUGCGUGUGUUUCCUCAUUGUCUAGGACGCAGAAAAGUGUGACACUGUCGUCGGCUGAAGCGGAGUAUGUUGCGAUGGCUGACGGGUUUUUUUGUUUUGUUUGUUUUUCUCCCAUCAUUGGACUCUGUCGUCAGCCCCUCUGGCCCCUAUCCUCCACUUCUACCAGCUAGACGACCCAACCGGGGUCACAUAGGAGGGGGGGGGCUGGACCCCCUCCUGCGGUUCCUGCCUGAGGUAUUUUUAUCGCGAGAAGGGUACAGCAAUCCCUUCCCUCGCGACUUACGAAGUCGAUUAUGGUUUACUAACAAACGAGCUUUCUUUGCAGCGCGUCGCUUUCAUUCUAGACCAGGAAAUGUGUAUGCAGGGCAUGUUUAAGCUGGGGGGCUGUUUCGUACAGUUUGAUGUUUUGAGAUCUUCUGUUGAUUGAAGAGAAGGUGAGGAAAACGCAGGCAGAUCUAUUUGUAUAUUUGGGGGAAAUGUUCCAGCUGGG